Molecule: messenger RNA, 1152 nt
Organism: Phaeodactylum tricornutum CCAP 1055/1
Lineage: Eukaryota; Bacillariophyta; Bacillariophyceae; Surirellales; Neidiaceae
Exons: 1
Coding region: 1-1152 (383 amino acids)
Biological process (GO): sulfate assimilation
Molecular function (GO): sulfate adenylyltransferase (ATP) activity
Source: RefSeq, a predicted model, not a curated record
AUGGCCAAGCAGGUUCCCCACGGAGCCGACGAGACGCUCGUCGACUUGAUGUGCAAGACGGACGAGGAAAAGAACGCCGCCAUCGCCAAGGCUACCGUCGAACUAGAGGCCUCGGACCGUCAGCUCUGCGACGUCGAACUCAUCAUGAACGGCGGAUUCUCUCCUUUGACGGGAUUCAUGAACGAAGAAGAGUACCAAUCGGUCGUCGAGAAUAUGGCGCUGCCGGACGGUACCGUUUUCGGACUGCCCGUCGUUUUUGAUACCGACGACGAAAAUCUGCAACCCGGCACCACCAUUCUGCUCAAGCAGGGCGACCGCGCCAUUGCCACCGUCGAGCUCACGGACAAGUUCACGCCCGACAAGCCCCUGGAAUGUCUCAAAUGCUACGGAACCUCACAGAUCGAGCAUCCCGGGACACUCAUGGUCGCCACCGAGCGUGGUCGUUACUACAUGGGCGGCAAGGUCACCGGCCUCAACCUACCCGUGCGCGAAUUCCCGUGCAAGACGCCCCAGGAAGUCAGGGCCGGACUCCCCGACGACAAGGACGUGGUGGCCUUUCAGUGCCGCAACCCCGUCCACCGCGCGCACUACGAACUCUUCACCCGCGCUCUCGACGAUGCCCUCGUGAGCGAAGGCGGUAUCGUGCUGGUGCACCCGACCUGCGGGCCCACACAGGCCGACGACAUUUCUGGUGAAGUCCGUUACAAGACCUACGAAGUGCUCAAGGAAGAAACCGCCAAUCCCCGGGUGCAGUGGGAGUACCUGCCGUACUCGAUGCACAUGGCCGGACCCCGGGAAGCCAUUCAGCACAUGAUCAUCCGCAAGAACUUUGGUUGCACGCACUUUAUCAUUGGACGCGACAUGGCCGGGAGCAAGAGCUCCGUCACUGGUGACGACUUUUACGGAGCCUACGACGCCCAGGAAUGCGCCGAGAAGUAUUCCGCACAGCUCGGCGUGACACCCGUGCCCAGUCUCAACCUCGUGUACACGGAAGAAGAAGGCUACACCACCGCCGACUAUGCCGACGAAAAGGGCCUACACACCAAGAAGUUGUCCGGUACCAAGUUCCGUCAAAUGCUACGUGGGGGCGACGACAUUCCCGAAUGGUUCGCCUUUAAGAGCGUCGUGAAGGUUCUACGAGACAAUAUGUAA